CUCUCCUUGAACCGUCAUAUUCAGACUAUCCAGAACUGCGUGGUAUACAACUUGAGAGCACCUACCGCUCACUCCGACAUGGCGCAAGAACAAGCCAUUCGUCCGCGGCCGCUGCCAAAUGUCUUGUUAUUCAUCUCAGUACCAACUGCAGCUUGGUUCCUCCUCCGGCCCCUCAUAGAUCCCGCACCGCCAUUACCCGCGCUGCAUGCCUCAGUUGGACUGUCUAUCUUUGCGCUGCUAGGCUCCCUAUACCUUAUUCCCGCACUAGGUCCGACGUUCAUUCGUGCGAACCUGAAGGGGAGAGAUCUGCUGAAGACCUAUGAUUCGCCUAUUCCGGAGAGUCAGGGCCUCAUUUGCGCUUCAAUAUACAUCAUACUUCUCAUCCUAUUUAUUCCUUAUGCUUUCACCGAAUCUAUCACCAAAUACCAUGACUCUCCGCAGAGGGCUCGCGAAGGACUUGUGGUGGACGAGUUUCCGCAUCAUCAACUAGCAGUGUAUCUCUCAUCCCUGUUGUCUCUUCUCAUGGCCACUAUGCUCGGCUUCUUAGACGAUGUCUUCGACAUUCGGUGGAGACACAAGCUACCGAUACCCAUCAUUGCGUCCAUCCCUCUGCUCAUCGUCUAUUACUCGGAGCGCGGGGCGACCGACGUCGUCGUGCCCUUACCAUUACGAUGGUUGCUUGGCACGCUGCUACACCUGGGUCCGCUGUACUACGUGUACAUGUCCCUACUCUCAACCUUCUGCACCAAUAGCAUCAAUAUACUGGCGGGUAUAAACGGGUCAGAGGUCUCGCAGGCGGUUGUCAUCUCGCUGUCCAUCAUUCUCAACGACCUUCUCUUCCUCCCAUGGGCCGUCGGAUUCCGCAUCCCCUUACCGCUGCACGUAACAGAUGGCGUCAAGGUCGGAGGAGUAUGGAGUGCGGGGAUGGCAUACGGCAGCAGAAUCCUGGUCGAGCGGCAUUUGCUCAGCUUGUACUUCAUGCUGCCGCUGCUUGGCGUGUGUCUGGGGUUCAUGUAUCACAACUGGUAUCCCGCGCGCGCCUUCCCAGGCGAUACGUUGUGCUAUGUCACGGGCAUGGCCUUCGCUGUCGUCGGUAUCCAGGCGCAUUACUCAAAGACGCUGCUCCUCUUCUUCCUACCCCAGAUUUUCAACUUCGUGCUGUCAUGUCCGCAACUGUUCGGGCUUAUCCCCUGCCCUAGGCAUCGCGUCCCGAGAUUCGAUCCCGAUACACAGCUCCUCCACCCCUCACGAGCGGAAUUCAAAGACAAGCGCCCAUCUCGACUCUCCACUCUCGUCCUCCGUCUGUAUUCCGCGCUCGGUCUCGUGGAUCUCGCAGUCGACGAGAAGACGGGCGAGAUCGCGUCGACGACCAAUUUGACGAUCCUGAACGUGUUCCUGCUCCGGUUCGGACCGAGGAGGGAGGACAGUCUCACGCGCGUGCUGAUUUCGACACAGGUUUGCGGGAGUCUGGUGGCGUUCUUCAUUCGUUACGGGCUAGCCAGUUUGGUGUACGAUGGGAACAGACGGUAG
This is a messenger RNA of Dichomitus squalens LYAD-421 SS1, 1530 nucleotides long. Its product is annotated as N-acetylglucosaminephosphotransferase. Gene Ontology annotation, biological process: protein N-linked glycosylation; dolichol-linked oligosaccharide biosynthetic process. NCBI's taxonomy places the organism in Eukaryota, Fungi, Basidiomycota, Agaricomycetes, Polyporales, Polyporaceae. Gene Ontology annotation, cellular component: membrane. The coding region runs from base 79 to 1530 and encodes 483 amino acids. The transcript is spliced from 7 exons. Gene Ontology annotation, molecular function: UDP-N-acetylglucosamine-dolichyl-phosphate N-acetylglucosaminephosphotransferase activity. The record is from RefSeq and is a predicted model, not a curated record.